Messenger RNA from Thermothelomyces thermophilus ATCC 42464, 675 nucleotides. RefSeq lists its product as uncharacterized. Lineage: Eukaryota; Fungi; Ascomycota; Sordariomycetes; Sordariales; Chaetomiaceae. Bases 1 to 675 code for a protein of 224 amino acids. The record is from RefSeq and is a predicted model, not a curated record. The transcript is spliced from 5 exons.
AUGGGCAGCAUAGCUAGCAAUGCGUCCAUCACCACCGAUCCGAGAAGGAGGAGGGGCCCCGUCGGCAUCCCCGUGGGUGCUCUGGGCGGACGCGGAGUGCAUCAACCAGGCCGACGCGCGCGCGAGAAGACGGCGCAGGUGCGGCUGAUACGUGAAAUCUACUCGCGGCCCGUCCGCAUGCUCGUCUGGCUCGGCGAGGACGGCGGCGGCCGCCCGAGGUGUUGUUUGAGGCGGAUGAGCUUCGUGAUCCAGGAGGUCGCGCUCGCCGACGACGGCGUGCCGCGGCUCGCCAUCUGCGGCGAUAUCGAGUUUGCCUGGGAGGAUCUCGCCCGCGUGGCGUACCGGCUCGGGGUGUCGUCAGGGAACAUCCCGGCCGGCAAAUGGGACAACAUUCUGGACCUGAGGAGGCCUUGGUUGAACAUGAUCCGCGGCCUGGUGCCCAAGGAACGCCUGCUCGAGUGGUACAUCGAGGACGGCUGGGAGCUGCUGUGCAAGUUCCUCGGCAAGCCCGUCCCCGACGUCCCCUUCCCCCAUGCAAACGCCGUGAACGGCGGCUGGAAGGCCCGCGAGGAGCAGGCCAACAAGCGCUGGAUCGAGAGAGCCUUUCUCAACCUCAUUCUCCUCGGUAUCGGCCUGGUCAUCGCCAUUCUGCUGGCCAGGUUGUACCUCUUCUAA